Molecule: messenger RNA, 1981 nt
Organism: Drosophila hydei
Lineage: Eukaryota; Metazoa; Arthropoda; Insecta; Diptera; Drosophilidae
Gene: SLC22A
Product: organic cation transporter protein
Exons: 5
Coding region: 179-1882 (567 amino acids)
Biological process (GO): transmembrane transport
Cellular component (GO): membrane
Molecular function (GO): transmembrane transporter activity
Source: RefSeq, a predicted model, not a curated record
CCGACGUUCGCAGUGUGUCUCGUGUUUUCGUGCCGUGAACAACGUAAGAGUUGUUCGCAUUUAAAAAUAAACUUGGCAAAAAUAAGAAGAAAGCGAGAAGCAUUAAAUACACACGCGUAUAAAUAAACACGAAAUAGUUCAUUAAUUGUGCACAAAUUUGCGAAAACAACUCAAUUCAAUGACGGUCACCGAGGAGUCGCCACCUCCGACCAUCAGCCAAAUGGAGGUGGUCGCCCAAUCAAAUGGCGCCGAUCCGGAGGACAUAACACUCGAUGCUAUACUGACGCACAUUGGACAGUUCGGUCGCUUUCAGUUGUUCAUCUUCCUGCUGAUCUGCUUGCCAAUGAUGUUCCAUGCCAUGUUCUCCGUGACUUACGUCUUCACGGCUGGAACUGUGAUGCACAGAUGUAACAUUACAGAGUGCGAUGGGCCGAGCAGCCGAUAUGAGGAGCCCUGGACAGAGUUCAGCAUACCAAAGAAUGGCAAGGAUAUGGACAAGUGCCGUCGCUAUGAGAACACAGAGCUCUCCACCUGGAAUCAAACUUCGAAUAUUUGCCUAGCCGAUAAGUACAACAAGGAUAACGCCGAGCGCUGUGCUAACAACGAUUUCCUUUUCCGCGAUCAAGAAUUCACUAUUUCCAAUGACUUUGGCAUUUACUGCGAUGAUGAGUGGAAGUUGUCACUGGUCGGCACCAUCAACAAUCUGGGACAGUUCUUUGGCAUACCCCUGGGGGGCUUUGUGGCUGAUCGCUAUGGACGCAGCUUCUCGAUUGCAUUGGGCGGCAUUUUGGGCGCCGUGCUGGGCAUUGUGCGUUCGUAUUCGCCCAACUAUAUUUGGUUUCUGAUCUUUGAGUUCUUGGACAAUCUGACCAGCAGCACCCUCUACUCCACGUGCUUUGUCAUUGGCAUUGAGCUGGUGGGUCCGAAACGUCGGGUGCUCGCCUGCAGCGUUAUAACCAUAUUCUAUGCCGUCGGCGAAGUGGCUUUGGCCAUGUUUGCCAAGUCCUUUCAAAACUGGCGCGAUUUGCUGCGCAUCACCUAUGGGCCAUCGUUGAUACUGUUGGCCUACUUCUGGAUACUGCCCGAGAGCGUUCGCUGGCUGCUCAGCGUCGGCAAGGAGGAGCGUGCCCGCGGCAUACUGCGUCGGGCAGCCAAAGUGAACAAACGCAAGUUGUCGGAGAGUGCGCUGGACAAGCUGGUCAUAGCCAAUCGAGACAAGCUGCAGCAGUCGGAGGAGAGUAAAUUUCCCAUUCGCGAGGCUUUCAGCAACUUUAAAUGGCGCAUAGCCAACUGUUCCCUGUGCUGGAUCGUCCAUGUGCUGGUCUACUAUGGACUGAGCUUGAAUGUUGUGCUCCUGGAUGGCGACAAGUACAACAACUUCGCUUAUAUUGCGCUUGUCGAGAUUCCCGGCUUCUUUAUGCCGUUGCUCAUCAUGGAUCGCUUUGGCAGACGCUACUCGUUGUGUGGCCUCAUGCUGUUGAGUGGCCUCUGCUGCAUUGGCACCAUCUUCGCUGGGGGUGAACAGCAAACGUUGCAGCUGGUGCUCUUCCUGGUGGGCAAGCUGACCAUCACUGCCAGCUUCCAGGUGCUCUAUUUCUUUGCCUCGGAGAUCUUUCCCACCAGCCUGAGGAACAGCCUGCUCAGCUUUUGCUCCAUGAUGGGCAGAUUUGGCUCUAUGCUGGCGCCGCAGACGCCGCUGCUGGCCAAGUAUUAUGCAAGCGCUCCCGCCAUUCUCUUUGCUUGCGCUGCCAUCUUCAGCGGCUGCCUCACUCUCUUCUUCCCCGAGACCACAAACCUCGUGCUGCCCACCACGGUCAAGGAGGCGCAUGCCAUAGGUGUCAAGAAGCCACCAAAGGAUCAGAAUAUCAACCUACCCGCAUAAUAGCCUUACUACAAUAAGCUCCUUUUAGCUGUAAGACAACCACGAGACAGUUCAAAGACACAACUUUGCAUUAUAUAUCAUUUAUACUUAUUCCCAUAU